This is a messenger RNA of Cyclopterus lumpus (lumpfish), 2412 nucleotides long. It is a transcript of the gene kcnj11l, whose product is annotated as potassium inwardly rectifying channel subfamily J member 11, like. Gene Ontology annotation, biological process: regulation of monoatomic ion transmembrane transport; potassium ion import across plasma membrane. Gene Ontology annotation, cellular component: plasma membrane. Gene Ontology annotation, molecular function: inward rectifier potassium channel activity. The record is from RefSeq and is a predicted model, not a curated record. The transcript is spliced from 6 exons. The coding region runs from base 371 to 1717 and encodes 448 amino acids. NCBI's taxonomy places the organism in Eukaryota, Metazoa, Chordata, Actinopteri, Perciformes, Cyclopteridae.
CAGUGCUGUAGUUGAACUUGACCCGGGUCCCGGUGCUGCAUGAAGAACCUGCUGCUGAUGGAUCCGCGUUAGUGACGUCAAUAAACCCACGAGCCGGUUCUGAGUCGGAGCGGCUGCUCCCUGAUCAGGUGACCGUCCACCUGUUCCUAGUGACGUCAUCCCGCUGCUCCCUGAUCAGGUGACCGUCCACCUGUUCCUAGUGACGUCAUCCCGCUGCUCGCUGAUCAGGAAGUUACUCAAAUUGAACUCAGACAAAAAAGCUGAAAACAACAACUUGUACGUCACUUCUCCUGUGGGAGGUUCUUUAUUGAGGACACGCCCCCUAGAUGAGCUUUCUGAAGGUCAGAAGGAGCGUUUAACACGCCUCAUCAUGUUGGCCAGGAAGGGUCUCCUCCCAGACGGGUUCCUGCUGACCCGUCUGGCCGAGGACCAGAACCAGCGGAGCCGAGGCCACUCCAGGUUCCAGAAGGCCCGCUUCAUCACCAAGACCGGGUCCUGUAACGUGGCCCACAAGAACAUCAUGGAGCAGGGCCGGUUCCUGCAGGACGUGUUCACCACCAUGGUGGACCUGAAGUGGCAGCACUCCUUCCUGAUCUUCACGUCGGCCUUCCUGUGCUCCUGGAUGCUGUUCGCCAUGAUCUGGUGGCUGCUGGCCUUCGCCCACGGGGACCUGGAGCCCCGGGACCUCGCCGGCGGGCCGGGCCCCGUGCCCUGCGUCACCGCCAUCCGCUCCUUCACCUCGGCCUUCCUCUUCUCCAUCGAGGUCCAGGUGACCAUCGGCUUCGGGGGCCGCAUGGUGACGGAGGAGUGCCCGCUGGCCAUCACCGUGCUCAUCGUGCAGAACAUCUUGGGGCUGAUCAUCAACGCCGUGAUGCUCGGCUGCGUCUUCAUGAAGACGGCGCAGGCCAACCGGCGGGCCGAGACCCUCAUCUUCUCCAGGAACGCCGUCAUCGCGUCUCGAAACGGGCGGCCGACCUUCAUGUUCAGGGUCGGAGACCUGAGGAAGAGCAUGAUCAUCUCUGCCACCGUCCAGCUGCAGGUGCUCAGGCUGAAGUUGUCCCUACAGGUGCUCAGGCGGACGGUGACGGCGGAGGGCGAGGUGAUCCCGGUGUGCCAGCUGGACAUCCAGGUGGAGAACCCCCUGAGGAGCAACGGCAUCUUCCUGGUGUCUCCUCUGGUGGUCAGCCACACCUUGGAGCGAGGCAGUCCUCUGUACGAGCUCUCCGCCCAGUCGCUGGCCUCCGAGGACCUGGAGAUCCUCGUCAUCCUGGAGGGUGUGGUGGAGACCACGGGGAUCACCAUGCAGGCCCGGACCUCCUACACCCCCGAGGAGAUCCUGUGGGGGCGGCGCUUCGUCUCCAUCCUGACGGAGGAGGACGGGCGCUACUGCGUCGACUACUCCAAGUUCGGCAACACGGUCCCCGUCAAGAUGUCGUCCCUCAGCGCCAAGGAGCUGGACCAGACCAGGGGGGUCCAGGAGGGCGGCUCCUCGGACCCCGUCAACCCGCAAGGCUGGGGGCUGGUCCGGGCCGGGAGGGGGGGCUUCCGCAGAGGAGGAGGCCGGGCCUGCGACGCCUCCCCCGCCCCCCAGCCCUGGUACGCCCAAUCGGAGCAGCCGCAGAGGGAGGCGGAGCAGAGGGGACGGAAGAAGAAGGUGCAGCUGGAGGUGAUUGGACGACAGAUGGACGAGGACGUGCUGGGAGAGACCAGCGACUGAGGACCAGGAAACCAGCCUCGUACGGGACAUGCUCACUUCCUGUUCACUGGUUGACAAAAACAAGAUGGCCGAAGCUUCAAAUAGUGUUCGUAACCAACGGGUGACAUCACCAUGGCGACGCCCACUUCUUAUGUAGAGUUUUGUCUGUCGCCAUCUUGGUUCUUUGAACAGGAAGUAACCAUAUCUGGACUGGGGAGGAGUGACCUAGAGACCUGUCAAUCAACUUGUAGCCCCGCCCUAAAGCAUCCCCUGCAUUAUGGUCUGUUUGACUCUAAAUGUCCAUAAUUUACUAAAUGAACAUCAUUCUGUAUUGAAGAAGACUUGAAACUAGAGAUUGAGACAAAAAACUCAUGGAAGAAUGUGAUUGGCUGUUAGAGGAGAACCAGUGAUGACUUCCUGUUGGUGGAAUAAGUUAUUCCUGCAGCUCUUUGAGCUACAAGAUGUUUGUUCAGUGUUGUCGUUCAUGUUCAUGUAUCUUCUCUUUUAUCACAAAUAAUAUCCCAGGAACAUAAAACAAGUGUGAACAUGUUAUUUAUAUUAUAUUGCAUAUAAGUCACAUAAAGGACAACAUUGGUUUUAAUCCUACAUAUUUUAGAUAUUUAUGUCUUAGGUUAGGUGUGAGGAUAUUAAUCCUUUACAUGUAUGACCUGUCUAUAAGGUGUUUAUGUUUAUUAAAUGAUACUUUCUGUUUCUCA